Messenger RNA from Haliotis rufescens (red abalone), 1575 nucleotides. RefSeq names its product ropporin-1-like protein. The coding region runs from base 158 to 823 and encodes 221 amino acids. The transcript has 6 exons. The record is from RefSeq and is a predicted model, not a curated record. NCBI's taxonomy places the organism in Eukaryota, Metazoa, Mollusca, Gastropoda, Lepetellida, Haliotidae.
UUUCAUAAGAAAUCUGUUCCCCGGAAGUGCUUCAGUGCGUCAACUUUCUGCGCAGUUGGUUGCCAUCAACAACGGUUGAAAACAGGUGAAGAAAAAGCGGACUGUCAUAUUUCAGAUCUACCCAUACAGUGCACGUUUGUGUCAAGCUCAAAACAUCAUGCCGACCAAUCCAGAUGAGCCUUACUACUGCUCCCAGCAGAUCAACAUUCCUCCGGAGCUGCCCGACAUCCUCAAACAGUUCACUAAGGCUGCCAUCAGAACCCAGCCCAAGGAUGUCCUGGCGUGGUCUGCAGCGUAUUUCCGGGCAAUGUCUAAAGGUGAGACUCCCCCGGUGAAGGAGAGACUGGAGAUGCCCAUCGCUUCUCAGAAAACCGAUACAGGCCUCACCCCAGGAUUGCUGCAGGUUCUCAAUAGACAGCUUGGUCCAAAGAAGAUUGUGCCCCUGAAUGUGAUAGAGGAGAAGUGGCUUGACCUUGCCCUUCCCAAGGAACAGUUUGAUGACUUUGUCAGAAUUGGCAGCUUUGGUGGAGAUGUAGAAUGGACAAAGUUCUUUGCCCUGGCAGCGUCAGCUCUAGGAGAGAACAUCAUCAGUGCCAUGAAGACAGUGUGUGAGAUCCUGACGGCGGACCCUGAGGGCGGCCCAGCUAGGAUUCCCUUCCCUCUGUUCAAGGACCUGUACACCUACCUGGCCCAGAUCGAUGGGGAAAUCUCCCAGCAACACGUCAACGACGUUAUCAACCACCUCCAGUAUGAAGUAGACAAGCAAGAUGGUUAUGUGAUGCCCCGAAACUUCACCAGCCCAGACUGCCCCAAACUGUCCUGAGGAUUGUCAUCAUCCUUGAGGCUCUGCCAGUUUGCCAUCUUUCUCUCUACUUCUCUGCUCAGUAUUUCUCACUGCUGUCUUGUCUUUAUUUAGCUCAAUCCAAGAAACAGCUCACUCUCCUACUUCCCACCUACCGAACUCCUUCCUCCAUGCUCACACAAUCAACUCACAGUAGGAUAUUUUUGUAAAGCUUCUGUGCAAGAGUCGCUGAGUCAGCCCACUUGUCUGUGAUAUCUCUAUGUUGUAACUUUGAAUCAUAUGGGCGUCGGUAUUGUCAAGUAGGAAUGUCAGUUAUGAACUAAAAACAUUAAACAUUUGGUAUGUGAUACUCAUUUUUGAAGUUUUUGAAUUAGGUUUGAUUAGUGAAUUUCUGGUAUCUUCUCAUUUCUAUUCAACAGUGAUUGUGCUUUGAUAUUAUUUCUAUCUUACAAAGAACUUUAAAUAAAGUAUUAUCUCUCUUCCAUACUGUUCAGAGGCUCUUCCAUUGCAUAUUUUUUCAUUUUCAUAUUUCAUGUUCAAGAACUGAAAAAAUACAUAACCCAAAUAUGGCCAAAUUCUUGAAACUAUCAUCUCAACUCUUUGUAUUUGACGAGUUUGUAUCAAAUUAUUUUAUUUAUUAAUGAAGAAUUGUUUCUUUUCUUGUGUAUUUUUGUCAGUUUAUUUGUACAGCUGUAAGAAUAUUCUGUGUAUAGUUGUGUCUCAUGAAAGAUGUAUAUGUCCACUGGAUCCUGUUAAUAAAUGUUCAUAAAGUU